Molecule: messenger RNA, 1249 nt
Organism: Coniophora puteana RWD-64-598 SS2
Lineage: Eukaryota; Fungi; Basidiomycota; Agaricomycetes; Boletales; Coniophoraceae
Product: glycoside hydrolase family 28 protein
Exons: 13
Coding region: 125-1249 (374 amino acids)
Biological process (GO): carbohydrate metabolic process
Molecular function (GO): polygalacturonase activity
Source: RefSeq, a predicted model, not a curated record
AACUGGGUCGGCGGCCCGCCCGGUCCUCGUAGCACCGCGCAGCAGCGAACUCAAGAAGUCUCAACUACAUAAAAGGCCCUCUGAUUGAGCAAAUAUCAUCGCUCCUCUCAACAACGUGCUCACGAUGGUCUGCUUCUCGCUCGCACGCUGCUUGGCUCUCCUCGGUUCGCUGACCGCCGUGCUGGCGGUGACGACCUGCGACGUGACCGACUACGGCGGCGUCGCGGACAACUCGACCGACCUCGGUCCCGCGAUCACCAAAGCGUACUCGGACUGCGUGUCCGGAGCGACAACGUCGGACGCGUCUGACACCGUCCUGCUCGUUCCCUCGGGUGACUGGGCGAUUGCGACCGCCGUAUCGCUCACGAGCGUGUCGGACUUUACACUCGAGAUCAACGGCGCGGUGUACCUUGUCUUCAAUGCUGACCUUACUGGGACGAUAUUCAGCUUCGACGACUGCGACAACAUUAUCUGGCAGGGCGAGGGCCACAUCUGGGGUAACGGCGAGCUCUGGCGUCCGGACGGCGAUCUGAGCACAUACCCGAGCCGUCCCCGUCUGGUGCGCUUCCAGGACUGCAACAACGUCGACAUGAGUGGCGUCGCACUUCACAACGCCCCUAUGUUCCACGUUACCAUCAUCGGAGACAACAACGUCGCGCACGACAUGUCGAUCAUCGCGGACCACAUCGGUGAAACGGAUGGAUUCGACAUCUCAGGCAAUAACAACUACGUGCAUGACGUCUACGUCGAAAACGGAGACGAGUGCGUGACUGUCAAGACCCCCACUAACGGAUUCGUCGGCGAGAACAUCCAAUGCUAUUACUCAGCAGGCAAGCGGAACAUUAUCUUGAACGUGUACUACAAGAACGUCACACACUCCUAUGGCGAUGGUGGUAUCGUCCUGAAGUCCUACCCCACUGCCUCCGGCACAGUCAAGAACGCAACAUAUGUUGACUUCACCUUCUCCGAUAUCGCGUAUCCCAUUCAGGUGUCCGACUUUUGGUGCCCGAACGAAGCAUGCCCGACGACGACCGGAGACCUGACCUGGUCAGAUAUCACAUUCACCGACAUCUCCGGCACCGGUGACGACACCACGCGCCCGACCAUCCAGGUCGAGUGUAUCUCCGGUUACGAAUGUGAGAACAUUGUCUUCAACAACGUCGACAUCACCAAGGAAGGCGGCGCGACGGUCACCAUCCAGAUCGAGAACGCGUGCGGAUCCGGCCUUAGCGAGAUCUCUGCCUGCUAA